Messenger RNA from Clonostachys rhizophaga, 537 nucleotides. Lineage: Eukaryota; Fungi; Ascomycota; Sordariomycetes; Hypocreales; Bionectriaceae. The record is from the annotation of a GenBank genome assembly.
AUGAAGGUUGCAUGGUUCUUGGCCACUGGAAUUCUGAUGGUCGGCAUCUCCAGCCCAGUCAUGGCUGAUGAAACGGAGUGCCAGGUUGUCCCGAUCAUCACAUCCACGUUCACCCAGCCCAUCUCUCCCAUCGAGACCUCUUACGCACAUAGCCCAAAGCACGAGGAUUGCGCCCAAAAAUGCUCUGAUUCUGAACAUGGUCCGUCCAUGCGACAAGUACGCCCCGAAAAACAAGAAGGGCCGCUGCGAAAACUCAUUGAAAUUUGGGCGUGCUGGCAAGUGGGCAACCGAGAGAGCUUACUAGUCCAAUCGUUGUCCUGGAUCCUUGAACUCGCGCGGGCCCUCGGGAUACCUGUAGAAGAACGCGAGGCGCGACAUCGACGAUUGAAGGCUCGCUGUGAACUUUAUGUUCGCUCUUUCAAUCCUAGCGACUACUACUGCGUGCACCAAAAAGACAGCAAUCUUGGACACUACUUGUGGAAGAAGGUGCAAAGUGGGAUGACCAAUGUAUACAUGGCUAUCAACUGGUUGGUGUGA